This is a messenger RNA of Pseudophryne corroboree (corroboree frog), 3235 nucleotides long. RefSeq names its product Yes1 associated transcriptional regulator (gene YAP1). Gene Ontology annotation, molecular function: transcription coactivator activity; protein binding. The coding region runs from base 291 to 1673 and encodes 460 amino acids. Gene Ontology annotation, cellular component: nucleus; cytoplasm. Gene Ontology annotation, biological process: positive regulation of transcription by RNA polymerase II; hippo signaling. The record is from RefSeq and is a predicted model, not a curated record. NCBI's taxonomy places the organism in Eukaryota, Metazoa, Chordata, Amphibia, Anura, Myobatrachidae. The transcript has 8 exons.
AAGUUCUGCGCUCCUCCCAGCGGGAUGCGGGGAAAGUUUCCUUCUUGUUGCUGCGAGUUUGCAGAGCGGGAGCUGAGGCGGACUGAGAGCGGGGCCCUGCGCCGGCGCGGAUCCUCGGGGGGCCCCAAGCGGACUGUCACCCUGUGGCCGAGACCCUGGCAGGGCAUUAGGGACGCGGGACGCCCGGUGACAUGAGCGGCAGCCCCGCAGUGUGACCCGAACCCCGGGAGUGUGUUACCCCCUUUCUCCCCCCCCCCCCUUCCCCCACUCAUUACCCCCAUACCCUCAUCAUGGACUCCGGGCCCCAGCAGCAGCAGCCCCCCGCCCCGGCCCCGCAGCCGCCCCCGGCCGGACAUCAGAUCGUGCAUGUUCGGGGGGACUCGGAGACGGACCUGGAAGCGCUCUUCAAUGCGGUGAUGAACCCCAAAACCGCCAACCUACCCCAGACCCUACCCAUGCGGAUGAGGAAGCUGCCCGACUCCUUCUUCAAGCAGCCGGAACCCAAGUCCCACUCCCGGCAGGCCAGCACAGACGGUGGAUCUGCCGGGGCGCUGACUCCGCAGCACGUACGCGCUCACUCCUCCCCAGCCUCCCUGCAGCUUGGCGCGGUUUCUCCGGGUGCGCUUUCACCACAAGGAGUGGUUUCUGCUCAAGGACCUGCCCCACCAGGCCAGCAUCAUCGGCAGUCUUCCUUUGAAAUCCCGGAUGACGUUCCCCUGCCUCCGGGAUGGGAAAUGGCAAAAACUCCAUCAGGACAAAGAUAUUUUCUGAAUCAUAUUGAACAAACCACCACAUGGCAGGACCCAAGAAAGGCAAUGCUUUCACAGAUGAAUGUUACAGCACCCACCAGCCCCGCAGUCCAGCAGAACCUCAUGAACCCAACUGGUCCACUUCCAGAUGGGUGGGAGCAGGCCCUGACUCCUGAAGGGGAAAUCUACUACAUAAACCAUAAAAACAAGUCCACAUCUUGGCUAGACCCACGGUUAGACCCGCGUUUUGCUAUGAACCAACAGAGACUGAGUCAGAGUGCACCGGUGAAAUCACCACCGCCAAUAGCACCACAGAGCCCCCAGAGUACUGUCAUGGGAGGUGGAGGCAACCAGCAGCAGAUGAGGCUUCAACAGCUUCAGAUGGAAAAAGAGCGUCUACGAAUCAAGCACCAAGAACUGCUUCGGCAGGUGAGGCCACAGGAACUCGCUCUUCGUAGCCAGAUACCAACCAUGGAGCAAGACGGUGGGACUCAGAACCCUGUGUGUUCGUCUGGAAUAACUCAGGAGCUCCGAACAAUGACCAUGAACAGCUCUGAUCCUUUCCUCAACAGCGGCACGUACCACUCCCGAGAUGAGAGUACGGACAGUGGACUAAGCAUGAGCAGUUACAGUGUACCACGGACUCCUGAUGAUUUCCUUAACAGUGUUGAUGAAAUGGACACAGGUGAUGCAAUCAACCAAAGUAGUAUGCCCUCUCAGCAGAACCGGUUCCCUGAUUAUUUGGAAGCACUUCCAGGAACUAAUGUAGACCUUGGUACGCUAGAGGGAGAGGCCAUGAAUGUGGAAGGCGAGGAACUCAUGCCAAGCCUACAAGAAGCUUUGAGUUCUGACAUCCUUAAUGACAUGGAGUCUGUUCUGGCGGGCACCAAACUGGAUAAAGAGAGCUUCCUCACAUGGUUAUAGAGGCCUCUAGAAAACUGAUUCCAAAAUCUUACAAGGAUUUUGUCCUUCGAGAGUGCCUGUAACUUUAGAUCAAACUUUGGCCACUUUGCAGACUUUUGUGUUGUGUGCCAGAUGAACAAACUUUCAAAGACUUUUGACUUUUUUUUUUCUUAAAGUUUUUUUUAUUUUAUUUUUAUUUUCUUGUUUUAGUAUUUUUCUUCUCACCAAUUGCUGCUUUGUUAUUGCAAACACUUUAUUUUUCACAAUUGAGAGCCUGAGAUAUCAACAAUAUUAUGGAUUUUAUAGCUGCCUUCAAGUAUUGGGAGAUUGGGAAGGAUUAAGCAGUGCAAGUAGAUGUUCCAGUUUCCCACGUGGCUGAUGUAAAUAUCAUGCAGUAAUAUGUAUUCGUUUUCUAUCUUCCCUCUCGAUAGAUAUACUUACCUUACAGCAUUACCUAGCCUAUCAGACUAGGGCAAUAUUAUUAAGUGGUAUAUAAGUACUUUUUGUAUGAUCUUCUUCAACCCUCCCCACCUCCCGCUCCUACAGGAUUGUGUAAAUUGGUCUGUCGUCGAUAAAAAAACAGUUUUAUUGACUUGUUGCCCUCCUGCAAUUUUUACUAAGUACAUAGCUUUAUUUUCCUGCCUUUGUUCUCUUGUAUUAUGACGUAGAGGGUAUUUUUGCCCCGGGAUAUGUAACUGCUUUGCUGUGCUCCCUGUAAAGGCUAGUGCAACAUAUAGUGAUUUUAAAAGAGGACAGGCAUGAACAAUUAAGCUUUGAAGGCAUAGCAAGCUUCCCGAUUUUGAGUUUGAGGAUAUAUGGCUCAUGAUGGAUCAUGUAAUCUUUAUUUACUGUGAUCUAUGGUUGUUUUUUCUUUUCAUUUUUUGUGCUUUGUUUUUUUGUGUUUGGUAUUUUGAGGGCGUUAUAUUGGUUUAACACGUACAGUCAUUUAUUGGGUCAGUGCAAGAUGGUUUUAAUAUUGAGUGAAUAUGUAAGUUUAUUACUUUUAAAUGAUGAUGGAACAGGUUAAGUGUGAAGGUGCCAAUAUCGGCUCUUGGCAGUCGGACUUUGUUUUUAUACUUUGCGAGGAUUGAGGCGGGAUAACGAGAGUUUUUAGGAUGUGAUUUUAUUACUGGCAAAUAGAAUUUAGGUUUCACAUUCACUGAACAAAUCAUUCAACCUACCUCCUGUCUUUUUAAGAAAAAAGAAAAAAAAAAAUACAAAAAAAUUAUUUCUUUUUACAUGACUUUCAAAGCUCUAGUAUAUAUUUGUAUCGAGGGCUUAUUUUAUUUUUGUUAUUGCCAAUAAAUUGCCACAGUAGUUUUAUUUUCUAAGGGUCACUUACCCGUACAAAUUAAUAAAUAUAUUCAGAUGGCUUUAAGACACAAAGCAAAAAGUUUUAUUGAUUUGCCUUUUUUCUUCCUUUUUUAUUUUUUUAAAUCUGUUACUCACAUGAAUCUCUCGAGUGUCCUCUGCAUCGGGCAGAUGUCUUGCCUACUUUUUGUAUAUGAAUAUUAAAUGAUCAUGUCUUAAUGUACACCUUAAUGGUUUUUUAUUAUAAAAUUAAACAAUAGCUAAUUGUAAGA